Haliotis rubra (blacklip abalone) is the source of this 3208-nucleotide messenger RNA. RefSeq lists its product as uncharacterized. The transcript has 13 exons. The record is from RefSeq and is a predicted model, not a curated record. NCBI's taxonomy places the organism in Eukaryota, Metazoa, Mollusca, Gastropoda, Lepetellida, Haliotidae. Bases 136 to 1998 code for a protein of 620 amino acids.
UCCCCUUUGGACACAAGACGGCGCUUCGGCAUCCAUGGCGGCAUGUAAACAACUUUACGAGAGACUUAUUUGAGUACUUCGACUUUAUGAUAUACACCGUCUGGGACAUCGCAGACGAUGUGACACCCGUGGAUUAUGUCGGUAGAAGCUAAAGAACACUUUUGGAGGGAACACCAAGAUUCUUUGCGCCGAAUCAGGACCCAUUUAGUGAGUGGGAGGAAAAGCUCUGCCACCAAGUCCCGGACCCCGGUCUAUGGCCGGAGGUCACCGGCUGCCAGAAACACCCAUCCCCCGUAUGGCAAGUACAGGCGAGCCACACCCCCUAACUUACCUAGACUCGACACACCUCCAAAACAUGAAGAACGCCGGACUCACAGAAAUUUACGGAAAGGAAGAUACGAGGAAGUGCCGCCAGUAAAACCAAGGAAAGCUUUUGUCAAACCUCCUGAAUACGACAGCUGGGGAGAAGAAACUGACGAUGAUGAGGACGACCAACUUAAACCCCACCCUCUACCUUACCCCAUGUAUGCCCCGCCCUCUGUGGUCUACGGUCAGCCUUUCCCCAUGUACUACCCUCCCCCACCCAAAGGAGCGGGGCGGCACCAAAAGCGCAGAGACAAGAAGAAGUCUAACAGAGGGUAUAAGGACAUUCACAGAGAUAGGUUACGUCUCUCAGGGUCCACUUCCAAAAAGAAGGGCCGCAAGUCCCGUCGUGAUCCUGCCAGGAAUUCGGUACCUUUGAAUAACGGGUAUCCAGUCCCUUUGAAUAACGGUUAUCCAGUCCCCAUACACAGCUACCCGGGGCCCUUGAACGGGUACCCGGUGCCUAUGUUGAAUGCUUAUGUGAUGCCUGUACACACCGUACCAGAUGGAUCAGAUUCGGACGAUAGUGGCGAACACUCGGAGGAAGAACCACUACCCCGGCGAAGAGCCUACACCCCACCCAGAAGGUCGUACCAGUAUGCCCAACCACUACUGGACAUUGAGCUGGAAGAUGUCUCGGAUGAAACACACACAUUUUUCAUUAAACAUCCGCUGUUUGCUGAGGACUUUGUCAAUUGGUUUAUAACGGAUUGUUUAGAGGAGGAAUUUGUACCUGAUGUUUUAAUCGAUGCUCUUACGGAGGUUGACAAGUUGCCAGCGGAGCAUCCAUGGUUCAUGCCAGCGCUGCGAGCAUGUGACGACAUCCUUUCACGGGAGAUCGAAGAGAUGACGGAAGAGAUUGCUCGGGAAGCCAUGCUGGAGGAGGCUAGACCGUACACCAAGAUCAGCCUCCCCCUCACCCCCCUCACCCCCUACUACAUCCCCCCACCAGAUCCCCUGGAGCUGUUCCUGGAUGACGUCGUGGAGGCUGCGGUGACGGAGCAGUGCAGGGAGGUUGUGCGUGAGACGGUGCUGGAACUUGCCCACAACUACCUGGAGGAUGUCAUGGCAGACAACAUCCUGGAUGAACUACUCGCUGAGGAGGUCCAGGACAUGAGAAGCGAGCUGCUAGAGGAGGCUGUGUUUGACAUCAUAGCAGAGGACUUCUUAGAGGAGGAAGUGAUCGGUCCAGAGGUGGAGGACGAAGCUGUGGUUGUUGCCAAAGACAUCAUCCAACACUACGACAGCAAGAUCACACGGCGCGAGAUGAAGGCGGUGAAGGAGAAAGCUGGCGACAGGCUGGUGGAGUCUCUGUGUCUGGACUACCUCUUGACUCUCAUUUCUCGACAAGGCAAAGUCUGGACUGAGAGUGACUUCGCCAACAGAUUUGUUGAUGAAAUGAUGGGCAACAUCUUACUUCGGCAGUAUUUUGGAGUGAAAACAAAUCGCGACAAGACAAUUCAGUGCAAGCCCCUCCGUAAACUGCAUGAAAAGGUGGUAACAGAUGUGGCCCUGGAUGUGCUGCUGCAACAACUUUCCUCCUCGCUGGAUGAAGACCUCGCUGACGUUGAUGAAUAUGAGAGAGGGGUUAAUGAUGGUAUCGACUUGCCACAUGCACCAGCCAUUGUUAGGUGACAUGACUCCCGUCACUGGGCAAGAUGGUGAGAAUCCAAUCAACUCAGAAAAUCAAAGGACAAUUGUGUUGGAUGUCUGGUGCAGUGUUGUGACACAUUGACAUGAUUGUGCAAAAUGUCAGGGAAAUAUAAUAUAUGUGUUGGAUGGGGGUAGACAGACAGGUACAAGACAUUUUUUGGACAUUACAAACACCUUGUUGGAAAUCCUUGACAAAUAAGUUACUUACUUGGGUAAAAAUAUAGAUUUAACAAGUUGUACUUCAACUGGAUUUUCUGAAAAAAUAUGGAUGUGGAGUUGGACGAUUGUGCUUCAUAUUUACCUGCGUGUGAACACAAUGCUCAUUAUUUCAUCCACAAGGUUUGCCAUGCCUUAAUAUGAUUAUGUACCAGAAACCAUUUUCUUAUUAUUCCUUGAAACAACAUUUGCUUUACAUUCCUCCCCUUUCUUCCUCUCAUAUUCCUCUGCUCUUCUUUCCUUGCUCUUCUCUUCCCUUUCCUUUCAGAAAGAAGAACUGUUGCCUCUUAGCCAUCUACGAAAUAUAUCCUAGACAAGCUGUUACAGUUGCCUUUCACCCAUGUUCUGUCCUCACUGUGGUGCAGUUGGUGAGACCUUAUCUGGUAACCUUGCUGAAAUAUUGUGGGCACUUGUAGACCAGGGAAUCUAAACCAACACUCACGAGUAAGGGAACAAUCAAGACUGAACAGUUUGCCAAACCAAUGGUUAUUUGUAAAUAUAAGUUAUAUAUAUAUAUUAACGUAUCUGAUGUUUAUAAUGUAUGUACAUAUUGUGUCAGUGAUACUUCCAAUGUUAUUUUGAUGUGUGUAUGUUCAAAACAUCUCUCAGCACUGGCUUGCUGUCUUGAGUGAAAUGGGACAAGAAGAAAGAGUAGAAGUUGACCACAUAGAGAAUCUCAUCCAUUAAAAGUGGUCCGUACUGGUACCAAUGGCUGAACCACAAGAUUUGUGUGGGAAUGUUUUAACAUAGUGCUCCAGUGUUCGGCAGACCCAAGUCGCUCAUGUUGGUAAUAGAAAUGUCCCAAGAAACAUUUUAGUCCAAUGUUGUUUUUAAUCCUAUCUGCAGAAAGAACAUUGCCUGACAGCCAUCUUAAAGAAAACUUUCUUGAUGACAACCAAUACACAUUGUCCAAUGUAACGUAUAUUUCAGGAGGUAACUGUAAUUACUUUAGCCAUGUAUAAAAAAUGUGAUGAUG